AUGCGGGGGCGCUCGCUAUGGACGCCGCUGUGGGGGCCCCAGGGGCCCGCAGCGCUGCGCCUGCAGCAGCGUGGCUGCGGGCUGCAGCAGCACGAGCAGCAGCAGGCGCGGGUGCUGUGCAGGCAGCAGCAGCAGCAGCAGCGGCACGAGCAGCAGCAGCAGCAGGAGCAGCAUGGGCAUCAGUACCGGCAGCAACAGCAGCAGCAGCUUCAUAGGCAGCAGCAGCUGCUGCGGCAAACCGUGGCCAGGCGCUGGCUGGUAGGAGUCGGCUGCACGCAAGCAGCGGUGAACUGCAGCAGCAACUGCAGCAGCAGCACCAGCAGCAGCACCAGGUUCUGGUGCAGCAGCAGUCUUAGGCUACUGAGCACUAACCGCAACGGCCCCAUUGAGUUGGAUACAGAGCCAAAUGAAGGCAACAGCAGCAGCAGCAGCAGCAACGACAGCAGCAGCAGCAGCAACGUCAGCAGCAGCAGCAGCAGCUGCAGAGGGCUGGGUGGUACUUGUCUGAAGUGCCAGCAAGCGUUUGAGGGAAUUAAAAUCAUCUGCAAGAACUGCGGUGCCGUGCUGCCGCCUGCCUACCCGUCGACGGGUCCUGUCUCUGCCUUUGCCAUAUUUGACCUUCCUGCUUCCUUUGAUGUCAACUUGCCAGUUCUUUCCGCUCGCUACAAACAGCUGCAGCAGCAGAUACACCCCGACAAGGCUGCGGACAAGUCAGAUGAAGAGCAGGCUCUGUGUGAAGUGCACCAGCGCCACAUUGCUGCUGCUGUCAAGACACUCCAAAACCCUGCCGCGAGGGCCGAGCAUUUGCUGCUGCUGCAGGGCCGAGGCUCUCCUGCUGCUCUCGACGACAGGAUCAAUGAGAGGGAAAUCCUCAUAGAAGUUAUGCAGAUUCACGAACGGCUGGACUCCUGCAAGACCCGAGACGACGUGGAUAAGCUAGCCAGCGCCGUAAAGGAGACUGUGGACGAGCUGGAGGCGCAGCUAUCAGCAGCAAUUAUGCUCGAGGACCUGACGGAAGCCAAGGCGUUGAUAAAGCGGCUGCGUCUUUAUUUCCGCGUUUUAGAAAGAACAGCAGACGCGGAUUUCUCCUAG
Messenger RNA from Eimeria tenella, 1092 nucleotides. RefSeq names its product DnaJ domain-containing protein, putative. The transcript is spliced from 8 exons. Gene Ontology annotation, biological process: protein complex oligomerization; [2Fe-2S] cluster assembly. The record is from RefSeq and is a predicted model, not a curated record. Bases 1 to 1092 code for a protein of 363 amino acids. Gene Ontology annotation, molecular function: protein-folding chaperone binding; ATPase activator activity. Lineage: Eukaryota; Apicomplexa; Conoidasida; Eucoccidiorida; Eimeriidae. Gene Ontology annotation, cellular component: mitochondrion.